ACGACAAUCGAGUGGGUAGUAAAUUAAAUUUUAACGCCAGCGAGCUUCAAUUACCGGUAUAGCGUGACCUUUACCCGGAAUUGCCGUACUGCUUCGUUGUGGCGAGUUUAAAUCCGUUGACCUGAUCGAGCGACAAUCUAAAAUCAGUAUCAGUACUAGUAGUAGUCAGUGUCGGUCGAGACGUUGCUGAGGUCAGUUUGUUGAAUAGCUGUUGCGCGCAAAAUCCGUGGAACAAUGGCCGGCGAAACGAAUUCGGGUAUCGAGAAGCUGCUCAAGCUUGAUCCGUACCUUAAUUUGCACGAAAAGGAAAUCAGACGCAGAAAUAACGAACUUUGCAACUGGAUUAACAAACUGAAUCAGCUGGAGGGAGGGCUAGAAGAGUUCACGCAAGGUUACAAAUACUAUGGACUGCACAUUGCUUCCGACAACAGCGUGGUGGCACGUGAAUGGGCACCCGGUGCGCAGCAGCUCUAUCUUACCGGUGAUUUCAACAACUGGCAAUGGGAAGCAACCCCGUACAAGAAGCUUCCGUUCGGCAAAUGGGAACUGACACUGCCUCCGAAUUCAGAUGGAUCCUGCCCGAUCAAGCAUCUCUCGGAGAUCAAGGUGAUCGUUCGCAAGCAGGAUGGCCAGCUGGUUGAUCGCUUGUCACCGUGGGCCAAAUAUGUGGUUAAACCUCCGAAAGAGUUGGGCGUCAACUAUCAGCAGCGUGUGUAUCACCCUCCAGCGCAUGACAAGUACAUCUUCCGCCAUAAGAAGCCGGCCAAACCACGCGCCUUGCGCAUCUACGAGUGUCACGUGGGAAUUGCCACUGCAGAACUCGGCGUUGGAACGUACAGAAAUUUUGCCGACAAUGUUGUUCCACGGAUCAAGAACUUGGGCUACAACACCAUCCAAUUGAUGGCAGUCAUGGAGCAUGCGUACUAUGCCAGUUUUGGAUAUCAAAUAACGAGUUUCUUUGCUGCAUCUAGCCGCUGUGGAUAUCCGGAUGAGCUGAAGUACCUGGUUGACAAGGCUCACGAGGCCGGACUGUUUGUACUGUUGGAUGUGGUUCAUUCGCAUGCCAGUAAGAACACUCAGGAUGGUUUGAACCAAUUCGAUGGCACAAAUUCUUGUUAUUUCCACGAUGGAUCACGGGGUGAACAUUCACUUUGGGAUAGCCGUCUGUUCAAUUACUCCGAAUACGAGGUUCUCCGUUUCUUGUUGUCCAAUCUACGCUGGUGGCACGACGAGUACAACUUUGAUGGAUAUCGAUUUGACGGUGUCACGUCUAUGUUGUACCAUUCACGUGGCAUCGGGGAAGGUUUCUCCGGUGAUUAUAACGAAUACUUUGGAUUGAACGUCGAUACCGAAGCACUGAUCUAUUUGGCUAUCGCAAAUAAAUUCCUGCAUGAAUUGGAUCCCAAUGUGGUCACCAUUGCAGAGGACGUAAGUGGCAUGCCAACCUUGUGCCGUCCCACCGAUGAAGGUGGCAUCGGGUUUGAUUAUCGCCUAGGAAUGGCCAUCCCGGAUAAGUGGAUUGAACUUCUCAAAACGAAGAAGGAUGAAGAUUGGAACAUUGGCAACUUGGUACACACUUUAACGAAUCGUCGUUGGAUGGAGAACACCGUGGCGUACGCGGAGUCUCAUGACCAAGCCCUGGUCGGCGAUAAGACGAUCGCAUUCUGGUUAAUGGAUAAGGACAUGUACACGCAUAUGUCAGUCGUCUCCGAACCAAAUAUGAUCAUCGAUCGUGGACUAGCACUGCAUAAGAUGAUACGCUUAAUCACGCACGGUUUGGGUGGUGAAGCUUACUUAAACUUCAUUGGCAACGAGUUUGGUCAUCCGGAGUGGCUCGAUUUCCCGAGAGUCGGAAACAACGAAUCCUACCACUAUGCUCGCCGUCAGUGGCACUUGGUAGAUGAUCAGUUGUUGAAGUACCGAUUCCUGAACGAGUUCGAUCGUGCCAUGAAUCUUACCGAGGACAAGUAUCACUGGUUGGAUUGCCUUCCAGGGUACGUGAGCUGGAAGCACGAAGAUGACAAGGUGAUCGCCUUCGAGCGCAAUAAUUUGCUGUUCAUAUUCAAUUUCCAUUACUGCAAAAGUUUCACCGACUACCGCAUUGGAGUGGAACUGGCUGGCAAGUACAAAAUCGUUCUCAGCACCGAUGAUAAAGAAUUCGGAGGUUUCGACAGAAUCGAUAAGAAUGUUGAACAUCAAACAUUCCCGGAAGGAUGGGCUGGUCGACGGAACUACAUGCAGCUGUAUAUUCCAUGCAGGGUGGCGAUUGUCUUGGCUUCGAUCGGACAAUAAUAAGUACAAUAUUUAGAACGCUUAAAAAUGUCUCAAGGAGAAUAGAAGGAGAUCGAGAUUAUAUCGUUGGCCAUUAUACUUUUUUGUUUGUUUUUUGUUUAGAUGUAUAUUUCUAUAAACUUGUUACUGGCACAGCUAGCGCGGCUGUGAGCAUGCAUAUCGAGCAA
Messenger RNA from Ochlerotatus camptorhynchus, 2459 nucleotides. RefSeq names its product 1,4-alpha-glucan-branching enzyme (gene AGBE). The record is from RefSeq and is a predicted model, not a curated record. Gene Ontology annotation, molecular function: 1,4-alpha-glucan branching enzyme activity; hydrolase activity, hydrolyzing O-glycosyl compounds; cation binding. NCBI's taxonomy places the organism in Eukaryota, Metazoa, Arthropoda, Insecta, Diptera, Culicidae. The coding region runs from base 235 to 2292 and encodes 685 amino acids. Gene Ontology annotation, cellular component: cytoplasm. Gene Ontology annotation, biological process: glycogen biosynthetic process. The transcript is spliced from 4 exons.